AAUCAUGUGAGUUGUGAGAUGACAUAAACAAAAUUACAAGCAGGUGAUCGGAAUUCCUCUUUUCCUCUGCUCGUAAGCUCCCCUUCGUCAUUUCCUCUAACCUUGCAAUUCCCUACUCCUUUUCUGCAUCGUUAGGGUUUUCGCGAAGGGGAUUCUUCUCUCUCUCUCUAGAUCUCCAAAUUCCUCUCAGAUCGGAUUCUGUGCAUCUGAGAAACAUGUAUGGAUUCGAAGCUCUUACCUUCAACAUUCAUGGCGGUUAUCUUGAAGCGAUCGUCAGGGGCCACCGGUCCGGGCUGCUCACCGCCGCCGAUUACAACAAUCUGUGCCAGUGCGAGACCCUGGACGACAUCAAGAUGCACCUCUCGGCCACCGAGUACGGCCCUUAUCUCCAAAACGAACCUUCCCCAUUACAUACAACUACUAUCGUGGAGAAAUGCACACUUAAACUCGUUGAUGAGUAUAAGAACAUGUUAUGCCAAGCCACUGAGCCUUUGUCAACCUUCUUAGAGUAUAUCACAUAUGGUCACAUGAUUGACAAUGUUGUCCUGAUCGUUACUGGAACCUUGCAUGAGAGAGAUGUUCAGGAACUGUUAGAGAAAUGCCACCCUUUGGGCAUGUUUGACAGUAUUGCUACUCUGGCAGUUGCUCAGAAUAUGAGGGAGCUUUAUAGACUGGUGCUUGUUGACACGCCAUUGGCUCCGUACUUUUCGGAGUGUAUCACAUCCGAGGAUUUGGAUGACAUGAACAUUGAAAUUAUGAGGAAUACCCUUUACAAGGCUUACCUUGAAGAUUUCUAUAGGUUUUGUCAAAAACUUGGUGGUGCCACUGCAGAGAUCAUGUCCGACCUUCUUGCCUUUGAGGCUGACAGAAGAGCUGUUAAUAUCACCAUAAACAGCAUUGGCACGGAGCUUACUCGAGAUGAUCGUAGAAAGCUGUACUCUAGUUUUGGUUUACUUUACCCUUAUGGUCAUGAGGAACUUGCUGUCUGUGAGGAUAUAGAUCAGGUUCGUGCUGUCAUGGAAAAAUACCCUCCUUAUCAGCCCAUAUUUGCAAAGUUAUCCUAUGGAGAGAGCCAGAUGCUUGACAAGGCUUUCUACGAGGAAGAGGUGAAAAGGCUUUGCUUGUCAUUUGAACAACAGUUCCACUAUGCUGUGUUCUUUGCAUACAUGAGGUUGAGGGAGCAGGAGAUCAGGAACCUGAUGUGGAUAUCCGAAUGCGUAGCUCAGAACCAGAAGUCCAGAGUGCACGACAGCGUUGUUUUCAUAUUUUAGUUGAUUUCCAACUACUUUGAAUAUAACAAAUGGUAUUCUGCAUAUUCUUUUGUAGAUUUUGCUCCCAUCCGAAUCCCUUGAUUAUUACGAGUCCCAAAGAUUGGAUGUGGUGGCAAUGUAUGCAAAUUUUACAAAUAAGUUUGUGUAUGUUUAAUUUCUUAUUUGGGAGGCUAUUUUUGUUCUUGGAUUCAUCAGUAUAUCUAGAAUGUGAGCUUGGAUUUAAUUUUUAUCAA
Messenger RNA from Cornus florida, 1504 nucleotides. Its product is annotated as V-type proton ATPase subunit d2-like. The record is from RefSeq and is a predicted model, not a curated record. Gene Ontology annotation, molecular function: proton-transporting ATPase activity, rotational mechanism. Gene Ontology annotation, biological process: vacuolar transport; proton transmembrane transport; vacuolar acidification. Lineage: Eukaryota; Viridiplantae; Streptophyta; Magnoliopsida; Cornales; Cornaceae. The coding region runs from base 216 to 1271 and encodes 351 amino acids. The transcript is spliced from 10 exons. Gene Ontology annotation, cellular component: vacuolar proton-transporting V-type ATPase complex; proton-transporting V-type ATPase, V0 domain.